AUGGGUCGCUUUGGUUUCUUGUCCCUGGCUCUCCUUUCUGUCCAGGCCUUGAUUGGCGGCAGUCUCGCGGCGGAUGCUGCUGAGAAGGAGGAUCUCCCUGAAACCCAAUUGCUUUCUGUCACGGCCCACGCCUCCUUCCCUGCCUCCGAGAUCUUUGGUGUCAAGCUUGUCAAUGGCUACCCGACCGAGGCGCUGAUCACUUUCGCCAAUGAGGAGGAAUCUCCCGUGACUGUGAACUUCAUUGGUGGUUCCUUGUCGGCAGUUGAAGGAGAAAGCAGCCAGAUUGUUCGCAACCUGACUGCGCACCGUUACAGCGUUGAGAUCCCGGCCGGUCAGCAGGAGAGCGUCAGCUACAGCUUCGCCACCGAAAUGCACCCCCAGGAUUUGCUGCUCACCCUCGCUUCCGUCAUCUCUGAUACCGAUGGCAACCUCUUCACUCUCUACGCCUACAACGGCACUGUCAGCGUUGUUGAGCCGGAGACCAGCAUCUUUGACCCUCAGAUCCUCUUCCUGUACUUCUUCCUCCUGGCUUGCUUCUCUGGCGUCGUCUACUUCUUCUACACCGUCUGGAUCGCUCCCUACUUCCCCCAGAAGCGCCGCGCUGGAAAGGGCCCCGAGUACAAGAAGUCCGCUGGUGCCUCCAAGAAGGAGGCCCCCGUUGAGGCUCCCAGCAGCCCUGCUGUCUCGUCUGCCACUACCUACAACGCCGAGUGGAUCCCCGCUCACCACAUCAACCGUCCUGAGGCCAGGAAGGUCAAGGGUAGCGCCAAGGCUAAGAACCGUGCCUAA
This is a messenger RNA of Aspergillus niger, 789 nucleotides long. RefSeq lists its product as uncharacterized. The record is from RefSeq and is a predicted model, not a curated record. The coding region runs from base 1 to 789 and encodes 262 amino acids. Lineage: Eukaryota; Fungi; Ascomycota; Eurotiomycetes; Eurotiales; Aspergillaceae. Gene Ontology annotation, cellular component: endoplasmic reticulum; endoplasmic reticulum membrane. The transcript is spliced from 3 exons.